UGUCGAAGGUUGUGCGAGGAGAAGCCAGUUUACACAAUCAAUUCCAAGGCUGAAAUAUUGUAAUGAAUAAGUGCCCAUCGAAAUCGGAACCGAAAACAGCGAACCCAGUGACGAGUGACUGACUGAAAGUGUGCGACCGCAAAUCAUAAAAAAAACCGAGAGUGAAAAACCGAAAGUAACCAAACAAUCCCAUUUCGAGUCAUGCAAAAACCCGCGCCCACGGAUCCAUCAGUGCACGACUGCUGUUAGGCCGUGAAUGAUGUGCUGCCACCGAUCCGGAGAACCAUGUCGGAGACAAGCUUGCGUGCCAACUCCUGUAUCGAAUUAUCCGAAAUCAAGAAGCUGGACAGUUUGCUGCGACAAUGUGAAACGCUAAGCUACGACGACCUGUCCUCAAGCAGCAAUGGCGACCACGAGCUGGCAGACUACAUGGAACCGAAGGGACGCUUGAAGCGGAGGAACUCGUCAGCCAAUCUGAUCACGACACCGCCGAUCACCAAGACGGCCAUCGGGACGCUUUCGAAUUUGAACAUUUUCACCAGUGCUAAAAAGAUCAUGCGGAUGGUAAAUGAAAACUCGGCCUACUACGACCGAAACUGUUUGCUACCCCAGAAAAGCCAGGACAGCUACAAAACCAAAAGCUGUUCGAAUCUGCAGAAACCGAUGUGCUACGGAAAUCACAAGGCGAACGACUUUUUCAGUAUAUCGGAAAAUUUCCUAUCGACUGCUGCUGUCACUUCUCCUGUUCGCGAAGUGGAUUGUAGUGAAUGUGAAUGCCACUGUCCACUGCCCCCGGUACCGGAACCGACGACGGUGGCUGCCCAUGCCGAUAACAGCGCCAACAACAGCAGCAUCGGUGGUAACCAGAAUGCCCUCAGUCAGAAAGCAAUCCGCAAGCGUAGGCCAACGGAGAAGCAAAGCAAUAAUCACCACCAUCAUCACAGUCAUCAUCCGCCGUCGAAGGAUAGCAGUCACGUCACGUCUCCCACCGCCACCGCCGCCCGUAGACCGAGCAAACUAGACAAUGCGUACCCAAAACACCGAAAGUUCGACGUCGACGAUGAGAAUCGUAUCGUUAAUAUCAACGAAACGCCCAAAAUUGUUCCUAUUUCGCUGACCAGUAUCAACGAUUCGGCCUCGUUCGAAGGAGGAGCUGGGUGCUGCGGGGAUGACGUCGCCGGGAUGGGUGAACACCGAGCGUCGAUACGGCAUCAGAAAUCCCUCGAUAACAAAUCGGAUAAAUCACAGCUUUCGCAGGCUAACAGCACCAAAUCCCGGUCCAAGUUCUCUCCCCCAUACCUAAGCCGCAAGAUUUCCCACAAGACCCAAGGCAGCGUCGGUCCGGGAGACGGCGAAGCGACAGGCGAGGGCGGUGCGAAGGAGUCGCUUCUGGGACACACAUUCGAGAAAAUUCUCACAGAGCCGGUCGAAACCGUCCUAUCGCUCGGCGCCGAUGUACUACCGGAAUACAAGCUACAGAGUCCACGUGUUCACAAAUGGACAAUACUGCACUACUCUCCGUUCAAGGCGGUGUGGGACUGGAUAAUAUUAAUAUUAGUUAUGUAUACAGCAAUAUUUACCCCGUACGUAGCAGCAUUUUUGCUGAACGAACCUGACUUUAAUCAAAGAAAGAAUCGCAAAUAUGCUGAUGACCCAAUUGUGAUAAUUGAUUUAAUAGUUGAUGUAACAUUUGUCAUAGAUAUAUUAAUUAAUUUUCGAACGACGUUCGUCAACGGUCAGGAUGAGGUGGUAUCGCAUCCGGGCCGCAUCGCGGUGCAUUAUCUGAGCGGCUGGUUUCUGAUCGACCUGGUGGCGGCGAUCCCGUUCGACCUGCUGCUGGUCGGAAGUGAUACGGACGAGCUUGGCUUGGACAAAGAUGAGACAACGACUCUGAUUGGUUUAUUGAAAACGGCACGUCUAUUGCGUCUAGUGCGAGUGGCAAGAAAGAUCGAUCGCUAUUCGGAAUAUGGCGCUGCUGUUUUAGUAUUACUGAUGGCUACCUUUGCACUAAUCGCUCACUGGCUGGCUUGUAUUUGGUACGCGAUAGGCAACGCCGAACGGCCGUUUAUGAAGAACAAAAUUGGCUGGUUGGACGCGUUGGCCGACGCCACCCAGGAGUAUUACUAUGCCAACAACACCGGUGGAGGUCCGUCGAUAAAGUCACGAUACGUGACCGCUCUGUACUUCACCUUUACCUCGCUGACGUCGGUGGGUUUCGGGAAUGUGGCGCCGAAUACAGACGCCGAGAAGAUUUUCACGAUAUGCGUCAUGUUGGUUGGAUCCCUCAUGUACGCCAGCAUCUUCGGUAACGUUUCGGCCAUCAUUCAACGGUUAUACUCCGGCACGGCACGAUAUCACACACAGAUGUUGCGUGUUCGCGAGUUCAUUCGGUUUCACCAGAUCCCCAACCCACUGAGGCAGCGGCUGGAGGAGUACUUCCAGCACGCCUGGACCUACACCAACGGCAUCGACAUGAACUCGGUGCUGAAAGGGUUCCCCGAGUGCUUGCAGGCCGAUAUCUGCUUGCAUCUCAACCGGAACCUGCUCAACAAUUGCUCCGCCUUCGAAGCAGCCAGCCCUGGCUGCUUAAGAGCACUUUCGUUAAAGUUUAAAACCACCCACGCUCCGCCCGGUGACACCCUGUUGCACAAGGGGGACGUCCUCACGUACCUAUACUUUAUAGCACGUGGCUCGAUAGAGAUAUUGAAAGACGACGUAGUCAUGGCGAUAUUAGGCAAAGAUGAUAUUUUCGGGGAAAAUCCCUGCAUUCACUCGACGCUGGGAAAAUCAAACAGUAAUGUUAAAGCACUAACUUAUUGUGAUCUACAUAAGAUUCAUAGAGAUGACUUAUUAGACGUGUUAGAUUUAUUUCCGGAAUUUUAUGAUAGUUUUGUAAAUAGUUUGGAAAUUACGUAUAAUAUGAGAGAUGAGGAGCAAGCGGGCAUAGAGUUAAGGCAUCGACAUAUGCGACUCGGGUCACAGGAUAGGGAUAGCGAUACACGAUCCUAUGUUAGGAGGAUAAACACGGUGCAUCAACGACCGAGUCAGACCAAAUGUGAUAUUCCAAAUGAUAGAAGUUCGGGACAAAUAAGCACUAACUUCGAUGACGAUCGAAAGUUUUCUAUAUCAGGAAUGAUGUCUCAUAUAAAGAGAAGCAUACCAGAUCUUAGAUCGAACAGACAUCAACCAUUGACCAGUACUUGUGCAUCUCCAAACGAGAGCCCCAAGAGCUCGCACAAGCACAGUCCGCCCAGUGACCACCAGUCGCCGAAGGGAGUUGCCCCGGAUACAGUCACGCUGAGCGCCGUCAGCAAUCGAGGCUGCAUUUGCGUCGGUGGAAAGGACGGUGGUCCCAUCGGUCGCCCCAGUGGACCCAUCGAUCUCAAGUGCAGUCCGGACGUGGAGGAUGUAUUCCACCAUAGCGCACCAAUGACCGGUAGCAGGGACGCCAGUGACCACCACCUUCACCAUCACCAUCAACCGCAACAGCCGCAGCAGCAGCCGCAUCUGCACUUGCAUCGCGAUAAUCUAGGAUCAUCACUAACAAAUCAAUUAUCUGAUUUAACGAUAAGACUAGAUAGCCUAGAAGGUAGCCUAAGGAAAGAUAUCAGAACGAUUCUAGACAUACUGCACCAGCAGCAGCAGAUGCAGCUGCAGUUUCAUCACCAGCAGCUGCACCACCAGCAGCAGCAGAUGCAGCAGUCCGGCAAGACUGCGAUGUCAUCGUAUCAACCGUCCGAGAGUGAUUUCUCCUUCGACAUGUGUGCCGGUGCCGGAGAUGCCGCCAGCGGCAGUAUAGCCAAGCAUGGUGGAUUAGCGCCGCAGCUGCGGACCAACGUGCAACGGUCCGUCUCGCAGCCCGAGUGCGCCAACGAGAAAAGCCUUUUCAAGUGCUCAAAGUUUUCUUCAUUUAAUCAACCAAUGGAAGACACCCCGGAGGGUCACAAUUGGAACAUUUUCGCUCCAAUCGCCAAGCUCGAGUCGUUGGAUGAAAUUGAUCAGGAUAGUAAACACUCCAUGAGUCAAGACAAGCCUCAAUAACGCAUACUUUAAGACGGACGCGAGAUAGUCGUUUAGCAGCAGUAAUAGUCUAGCAAAAAAACCAAAACAACAAACAAAACCAACUUUAGCUCCUCCUCUAGCCGAAAAACAAACAAACAAAAAACUCGUAUAAUGUUGAUUGUAAAUAUUGCUUGAAAAUAAUUUCAGAUGUUGAUCUUUAAUUAUAUUAAUCGGUUCCGUAAACAAAAUGGAAACAGCAACCAAAAACAAAACAACUGUACAUUUUUUCAUAUAAAUAAUGAGCAUAAUUUAUACGAAAAAAAAAUAUCAGCAGAUUUUUACGAUGAGCAAAAAGAGAAAAGCAAAUAUUACCAGAAAAAUCAUGAAAAAUACUCAAAAAAAAACAACAACAAACAAACAAACACGCAUAGUUGAAACGCAGUGAUUAAGCCCGACAGCGCGCGAGUGACAAAACGAACGAAACCAAAAUGAAGCGAAAUGGAAUGCUCCAUUUUUAGUUGUUAUCAAUUCAAACCUAGAGCUGAUACGGCAAAAAUGCUAAAUCUCACACACUUUUAGGAAUUUAUUACCAUUAAGUAAUUUCAAUUCGAAGAUGAUUUCGUCAUUUUCUUAGAUGCAAUUUUUCAUACCAAUUCCCCUCCUUAGGUGGCAUUAUGUUGAAGUACCAAAACGUAAAUACUCGAAACGAGCAACAUUUGUAAGCCCAUCUGUAAGUAAUAAGUUAGUCAAAGAUUUGUUUAGCAGUUGAGCAGUAUUAACUAUUGUUCAGAAGUAAAUUAAUUUUCCAAAGGAGUAAAUUCGAGGGAAAAGACGUUAGUGAAUGCUAAUUAAUGAAUAGAGAAAACAAAACAAAAAUCUAGGAUGGUUAUGAUAAAGUGAUAAAAACGAAAAAUGACAAAACAAUACACAUCCACAAAAACAAAGAA
This is a messenger RNA of Ochlerotatus camptorhynchus, 4949 nucleotides long. RefSeq names its product seizure (gene sei). Gene Ontology annotation, biological process: membrane repolarization during action potential; potassium ion transmembrane transport. NCBI's taxonomy places the organism in Eukaryota, Metazoa, Arthropoda, Insecta, Diptera, Culicidae. The transcript has 19 exons. Gene Ontology annotation, molecular function: inward rectifier potassium channel activity. The coding region runs from base 286 to 4041 and encodes 1251 amino acids. The record is from RefSeq and is a predicted model, not a curated record. Gene Ontology annotation, cellular component: plasma membrane.